CAGUAUUGGUUAGCGUUUGUUCCGGUUAGCUUAGCUGCCUCAUGUUUACUAACGUUUGCAUACAUUUUUUCCACAACGUCGCUUUCGUGGACGUUAGAAAAACAUGUAAAUACGACGCAACUGUUGUUUUUUUUAAUAUUGAAGUGUUUGCUGAUCUACAGGAAUGGACCAUCACAGAUCCCGCAGUCCCAACUCCAGAUACCACAACCAUCAUCAUUCAGCAUACAGGCGAGAAAGAGGCCAUGGUAGAAGAAAUCAUUCUGAUGGUGAUCCCCUAACUCACCACAGGGAUCAGUUAGACGUAAAAACAGGGCAAACCCCUCUAAGAUCUCAGACUUUGAGCACCAGGAAGGACCUCUACGAGAGAGACUUUCCUUUGUACAGACAGCCGGUGGAAGUGGGAUGUUUCUCUCUCGACUCUCAGCGCAGAUUUUUUAAUGACGGACGACAAAUGAGAUACUAUGUGGAACCGGACAAAAAUCCCAAUUUUGACCUGAAAGACGGUUACAAGGACCGCUACGUAAGAAGAGAUGAAAAUGUGAAAGAAAAGCUGGACCAUAUUCUUCGCUGGAUCUUAGCCAACAAAGAGACGCUUAAAUCAAAAGGGACUGCAGACUCGCCACGUGCUUUAGAUGUCGACUUUGUCACAUGGAGAGGCCACCUGACCAAGCUGCUGACCACACCGUACGAGACAAAGGAGGGCUGGCUGCUGGCAGCCACCAAGUUCAACGGCACUGUUUACAUCAGUGAAGUGGAAACGGAAGCCGCUCGCAUUGAACGGGAGAAGCGUCCUGAAAGAAACAAAGAGAUGAUGUACUGGGGCUACAAGUUUGAGCAGUACACCUGUGCAGAUAACGCCGACAGCCUACCUGACCCCAGUGGAGUGGUUAACACCAACGAGGCCUUCUGCACUGUGGUUCAGACUCGACUUGCAGAUCACAAACUCCUGUUCUCCGGGGAGGUGGAUUGUCGGGAUAAAGAUCCCAACGCUCCUCCUCCUCCUGCCUGCUAUGUGGAGCUCAAGACCUCUCCAGAGAUCUGUACUCCAAAACAGCGCAGCAACUUCCACAGAUUCAAACUACUCAAGUGGUGGGCGCAGUCUUUUCUACCUGGAGUUCCUCGUAUUGUGGCAGGUUUCAAGGAUCACGACGGGGUGGUCGUUUCCACGGAGACUUUCCUCGUCUCUAAAGUGUCCCAACUCAUCAAGAAUGAAUACAACUGCUGGAGGCCCACCGUUUGCAUGAACUUUUGCUGCGACUUCCUGUCCUUUGUAAAGGCGAUCGUCACAGAAAACGACCACAGCCUGGUGUAUUUGUUUUCCUGGGAACCCUACAAAGACGUGACCUACUCUGUGCACAGGGACUCCCAGUACUCCUUCCUGCCACGCUGGUUCAUAGAUGGGAUGAGCGGAAAUCAGGAAUCACAUCACUAACACACCAGCUCUUCCACAACUCCUAACUGUAUGAAUUUUUUAAUGAGUUUUUAAUAAACAUUCUUAAUGUUAUUAAACAUA
This is a messenger RNA of Oryzias latipes (Japanese medaka), 1513 nucleotides long. Lineage: Eukaryota; Metazoa; Chordata; Actinopteri; Beloniformes; Adrianichthyidae. The record is from RefSeq and is a predicted model, not a curated record.